Molecule: messenger RNA, 1301 nt
Organism: Cryptomeria japonica (Japanese cedar)
Lineage: Eukaryota; Viridiplantae; Streptophyta; Pinopsida; Cupressales; Cupressaceae
Exons: 2
Coding region: 122-892 (256 amino acids)
Source: RefSeq, a predicted model, not a curated record
UUCUUGAAACCGCACCCGUGACCAGCAUGGCAUUCCUUCUCUCACCUGUCUAUAUUAGUAACGACAAAUCCUUUCAUAAUCUCUAACAACGAUACUCUACAGAAAGAAUCCACUGAGCUCCAUGAAUCCAAAAAAGCUCUGGCUUGAAAGUACCUUGAUAUUAUUAUUUUCUCUUGCAUUGUUGAAGCCUCAGAUCAAUGGUGCACCGCAGCAGAAGAAGAGCCCGUCCUCAUCCAUUACAGUGGUUGGAAGAGUUUUCUGUAAAACAUGUUCUGCCCCACAGAGCUACUUCAUUCCAGGAGCACAGGUGGGUGUGGCAUGCAGUCUCGGACGGAAAACAGGGGAAACUGAUAGCCGCGGAAUGUUUCGAAUCGGGCUUCCCUCAGACUUCAAAAUCGACAAUUGCACUGUGCAUUUGCUGGGCAGCUCCCUCCAGUCGUGCAACGUGCCCUUUCUCAAUUCCAGUUCAAGACUGUCCAUCAAAUCCAGGCUGAAUGGCCAUUUCGUUUACAGAGCAGCUCCUCUCAGCUUCCGUCCCCCAUUUUGCAAGAAGCCCAGCAGAAUCCUGUCUUCUCAGACCAACCCUACAUCUUCUAAAUUUGAUUUUCCGUUCCCGCCCCUGAUUCCUCCAUUUGGGGAUCUCCCUCCCAUUCCAUUUCUACCACCCAUAGGCUUUCCGCCCCUGAUUCCUCCAUUUGGGGAUCUCCCUCCCAUUCCAUUUCUACCACCCAUAAGCUUUCCGCCCCUGCUUCCUCCAUUUGGGGAUCUGCCCCCCAUUCCGUUUUGGCCUCCUCUUCCUGACGUCCCUAUCAAUCCCCCAUUAGACCCUUCACCACCUCCUCCACCCAUUUCUAGUUACCUCAGCAGCCCACCAGCCCCUGCUCCUUCCUGAAUUAGCUUUCAUCUUCCUCCGUUCUUACCCAGUAAGAGUGCCGGUAAAUUUUUGGGAAACGGAUUCAAAUUGUCAUAUAUGCACAGGGAAUUUCAUAUGGCAUUAGCUGUCAUUUGUGGAUACAGCCCCUGCUCCACUGUAAAUUAUGUUUAACUACAUCUAUUUUAUAUACCUAUAUGUCAGUCCCUAGUUGGAAUAGUUGUGGAGCCUCUAUAAUGGCAGAUAUUUCAAUAGUUGUGAUAGUAUUCAUUGGCUUGAAAUAGUCACGAUAGUCAUUAUUGGUUCGAAAUCGUCAUUUUACAUCAUCUUGAUCUCUCACUCAUUCAUUAUGAUGAUGGAUUAGGGAGUGUGAUCUCAAACGUUGAUGAUCAAAAACUUGCACACAAUAAAAUCCAGACGCUGUUUAUCA